GAAUUGGCAGCUAAUAUUUAUGAAAAUUUCGUUAUUAUACAUGGGAGAAGUGAAAAGAAUUGUCAAAAAACUGUUGAGGAAUUGGGAAUGGAACACGAAAUUGUUGGGAAUAAUAGAAAACAAAGGAAUGUAGACUUUGUAGCUGCUGAUUUUUCGAAACUUUCUGAGGUAAUAUAUUAGACCGGGGAUCGAAAAAUUGCUCUUAAGAAGAAGUAAAGUGUUGGGUAGUCGAUCCUUAUACUGCGGGGGCAGUUUAAAGGAAGUUUAACUAAAAUAAAGAUUAAUUAGUUUAAUGAUGCAAACUUGACUGUUGGUUUGACAAAUUCUUUAAUAAAUUUAAGGUUUUAAAAAUGUCAGAGGUUGUUCGGUUAAGAUUUCCUCGACUAAAUACAUUAAUCGCUUGUGCAUCUGUUGUUGUUCAGCGAAGAAUAAAAUCUCAUGAUGGGCUUGAACUUACUUUACAAAUCAACCACCUUUCUCACAUUGUUUUGUUCAAUGAAUUACUACCAUUGCUUGAGCUAAAUUCUCCAUCAAGGAUUUUAACCAUUGGUUCUAUGUUGCAUAACUUGUAUGUUUUUAUUAGAGAUCGAAGAUCUCAUAUUUCCGGGUCUUGUAUCCGGGUUCUCUUUUCUUUUAACUGA
This is a messenger RNA of Meloidogyne enterolobii, 641 nucleotides long. NCBI's taxonomy places the organism in Eukaryota, Metazoa, Nematoda, Chromadorea, Rhabditida, Meloidogynidae. The record is from the annotation of a GenBank genome assembly.